Molecule: messenger RNA, 586 nt
Organism: Myxocyprinus asiaticus (Chinese sucker)
Lineage: Eukaryota; Metazoa; Chordata; Actinopteri; Cypriniformes; Catostomidae
Product: barrier-to-autointegration factor-like
Exons: 2
Coding region: 1-309 (102 amino acids)
Molecular function (GO): DNA binding
Source: RefSeq, a predicted model, not a curated record
AUGUUACUGUUUAGACCCUCAAUAACACAGAUCAACAAUGUCCUCGGCAUCACAAAACACAAUGACUUCGUGGCAGAGCCCAUGGGGGAGAAGUCUGUGAUGGCACUAGCAGGAAUUGGUGAAGUUCUAGGAAAGAGAUUGGAAGAGAAGGGCUUUGACAAGGCAUAUGUUGUUCUAGGACAGUUCCUGGUACUGAAGAAAGAUGAGGAGCUGUUUCGGGCUUGGUUAAAGGAUACAUGUGGAGCAAAUACCAGACAGCAAGGCGACUGUUAUAGCUGCCUGCGAGAGUGGUGCGACUCUUUCCUGUAGUGUUUUUUUUUUUUUGCUGUUGUAUCUUCAGAAUUUUUCUCCCCUUGUAUGUCGAAUACAUUUACCUCACUUUAUCAAAUUGACUGUUUGGACAUUGUUUGGAUGUACCAAUACUAACAUUUUAGCCCAGAAUUGAACAUUGUUAUAUCACUUUAGAUGUGGACACUUAUAAGAUUACCGCUCCUUUUGUGUGAUGUUCAAAGCGUCAUUCAAUGUUGCGCACUGGAUGUUUAGUGUGGAGGGGAUUGGUUUUGUUUUUGACACAAGAUUAAUUUUA